Molecule: messenger RNA, 5788 nt
Organism: Vitrella brassicaformis
Lineage: Eukaryota; Vitrellaceae
Source: the annotation of a GenBank genome assembly
CUGCGGAUGUGAUGUAAGUCGUAAGUCAUUAGUCUGUAUCAAGUCAAGGGAAGGGAUGGUCUCUGUGCAGCCAGCUACGAGCGCUCGAUCCAGGCAGCCAGACAGCAAUACAUCAGACAGACAGACAGACAGACAACCGCUCGCAACCCCUCACUCACACAGUCCGCCAGCCAAUCAGGCUCGCUCAAUCAGCCACUCACAUAUGUACAUAGCAUAGAGUAAGAAGAAGACAGACAGACAGACAGGCCAACCAUGCCAGCCAACACAAAUAUAGUAUAUCUCUGUAAGCAGGGAGUAUGGUCCUCGCGCACACAAGUCAGACCAUAGGAUACAUCCAUCCAUCCAGGCAAGAAGAAGGAAUCAACGCAGGCAGACAGGCAGGCCGGCCGGUCUGGCUGCCUACAAACGGCAAAAAGCAAAUAGGAAGGGAAGAAAAAGAUACUGCUCGUACUUACAGCACCAGGUGCGGCGCUGUUUAUCUACCUUGAUUGAUAUGUGUGUGAUAUAGCAUCUCCCCUGGGCGGGGCGGGGCGGGGCUUGAGUGAGUGACGUACAGAUGAUAUCAGUCAGCCGUGCAAUGCACCCUCUCCCUCCCUCCACCCAUCCACCCAUCCCCCCACUAUCAUCAAUCAAUCCGUAGUCUGUCUUGCCUCUUUGUCUGCCUGGCAGGCAAUAGAUAGAUAUAUCGGUCGGUAUCUCAUUCAUUGACUCACCAGCCAUUCCACUGCUCCCACAUGUUCUCCAGCUCCGAGAAAUCGCCGCCACCCGCCGCCAUGCCCAUGCCUGCCUCGUGCGCAGCAGCCUGAGGGCGCACCACCGGCGACCACUGGGCCUGCCCGUUGCCGUUGCCGCGACGCUGUCCGCCCCGUCCUCGGUUCCUGCGACGGCCCCUGCGCCUCCCGCCACCCCCCAUGCCAUGGCCAGGCUGCUGCGGGAAGAAUCCUCCUCCCGCCGGCGACCCAGACGAUCCCGAGUGAGGGCUGGCUUCGGCGUAGUCCUGACGGUGGUUGUCCUGAUGGAAUGGGUUCAUGGGCGUGUGUGCAGGGGCCGGAGCCGGUGCGGGGGCCAAGGGGAAGCUCCCUGUCGUCGGUGGCGGGUGCUCCUUGUUGGCCUUAGGGCUGGGCUCGAUCUCACACUGGCAGGCUUUGUCGACAAACACGGGAAGACUGGGUGGUGCGGGAGGGGGAGCUGGAGCGGGCGGCGACGGGGUGGGGCGAUACAGCGGACUUGCACAUCCGAACGCCUCAGCCUGCUGAACGGAAUGAGACCAGGGAAGGAAGGUCCACAGACGCAGGCAGAGAGAAAUGCAGAGAGAGUAUGCAAAGAUGGACGGACUGACUAGUGGACUCUCUCACUCCCUCGCGCUCUUUCUCUCUUUCUCUCUCUCUCUGUGGUGUGGGGGUAUCAUUCCUUGCAAGCUUACAGGUGAUGCAUGGCCGUCACAUGGGUUAGCAGGGAGGUAUGGUGAGGCGACUGGGGGCUGCGGGACCACUGGCUGCACCACGGGCGGUGCCAGUAUCACCGGCGGAGCAACUCCAUUGAACUCAUUAGGAACGCCUCCUGCACACACGGGACAGACAGACAGACAGACAGACACACAUACAUACACGCAGGCAGGCAGGCAGGCAGGCCGGUCUAUGUGACGUGCACAUGUGUCUAGGACUGACUGGCUCACACACUCACUCACUCACCAUUUCGCUGAGCAGUAGAUGGUUGGUUUUGGUGGUGGUGGUUGAGCCGUGCGUUGGGCAGCCAGGCCGCCGGGCAGGGCACAUGCUCAGGAGGCGGUGGCACAGGCAUGAAGGGCUGCUGUCGAGGGGGGUAGAAUGAUACGCGGUUGCCCUGAGGAGGGGGAGGGGGCGGAGGGUGCACGUUGACGGGCGAGUGUGGCUGCCCCUGGCCGUAGUGGGACACGGGCUGCUGCCCCUGAAAAGUGGGGUAGUACGACGCGGGCUGCGUUGGGGGCUGCAGGAUGAUGGGCGGCGGGUGGUGGGUCGGGGCAGCUUGGUUGGUCGAAACUGCACACGCGCACACAAAGACGAGAGGGACACACAUGAGUAAAUGCCUAUGCCUGCGUCACGUCAGUGACCUCCCUGCACCUCCCUGCCUCGCUCUUGCUUGUAUCACUCACUCACUCACCGUAUGCGCUGUCCUGUGCUGGUUGGUUCUGCCCCAGCAACCGCUCACCGCCCGUGGGACGACUCGAUGCCCCUCCCGACACGCCAGCCCCCCCACUGCAAGAUGGCCCGGACACGCCAGCACCCUCUUGCCCGUUGGCAAAGGGAUGGCUAGGCAUCGCGACGUCUGGCACCACGACAGACGGCUUGUCGGGCUGUGGCUGCGGCUGCGGUUCUUUGGGCCCAUCCUGCGGGCCAUCAGCCAUGGUGGGGCUGAAUCCCGCUUGCCCGCCCGUCACACGCCUCCACACCGACUCGAAGGCAGCAAACUCCGACGGCCCCUCCCGCUGCAUCUCCCGUCCUCCCUCCUGCUGUCCCCGCUGUUGCCGUGGAUCGUCCCACACACCCAAGCGGCUGUUGUGCUGCCGUUCGUUGCACUGCUGCUGCUCGCGCCACAUCCUCUCCAGAGGCGAAAAGUCGUGGUCUGAAGCGGCCCCGCUCUCGCCGUUGCGUGUGGCCGCUGGGCGGGGAUUGACUUCUGGCCCACUCUGGCGGCGCGUGUGGUGGUUGUAGACGGACGGCAUCUGGCCGUUGGGGUUGUUGUGGUACCUGCGACUGGCCGACGGCUGCUGGUACUGCUCACCCCCUCCCCGCUGCGGACGGCGAGUCUGGCCAGCGGGUGGGGCCUGGGCCUGCUGCUGGUGAGUCGAUGAUGAUGCCGGGCCCGCAGUUGCCGGUCCAUCCAGUGCGCCCCCCAUGUCCUCCUCCGACCGGCGCUUCAGCUCAUCCUCUGCCGUCUUGAGGGACAGCUCCAUGGCUUUCCGCAAUUGUUCCUCCUCCAAGAAGUCCUCCAUCCGCUGCUUGUUCCACGCAUUGCCGACGCCGACCACUGGACUGCCGUCGGAGCGACCGGGGCGUGGGGCAGCAGGGCGCCCGGUGAGCUGCUGCACGUUGGUGGCGGGCGAGCGAUUGGUGGAUGACGUGUUAGGGGGCCUGCGGCUACUGGCACUGGAGGGCGAUGUGGCGUCCAGUGCACAGCGGGGUGCAGGUGACGCCUUCUCGGGCGAUGGGCGGGCUGGUCGGGCGGCCGACAGGCUGGGAAGGGGUAUGCGGCUGCUGGCGCUCGAUGGCGAGGUGUUGCUGUUGUCUUUCGCCGGUCGGGGUGCAGUUGCCUUCUCGGGUGCCCUCUCGGGUGCAGCUGCCUUCUCGAGAGGCGGCCCAGCACCCGCAGCACCCGCAGCACCCGCAGCACUCGCAGCACUCGCACCACCACCAUCAGCACCAGCCUUGCGCGACUCUGCCGACUUCUUUUUGUUCUUGCGGCCCUUCUUCUUGGCAUGUUUGGGGCCCUCCUCGCCCUUGCCCUCACUCUCGCCCUUGCCCACGCCCGCCCCGUCUCCGUCUCCGUCACCGCCAACUUCAACUUCAACGUCAACUUCAACUUCAACACCAGCACCAGCCCCACCAGCAGUGGCCUCACCGGCCCCGGCCUGCUCCUCGUCAGUGCGGCCGACGACCUUCUCCUUCUCCUUCUCGGCCACUCCAUUGCCGGACUUGCCGUCAAUCACGUCUGUCUUGGGUGGGACGGGUGGCACAGUGGCGUCUGAGGAAAUAAACAGAGCUGUUCCUGUCCGUGUGUGUGUUUGUGUGUGUGUGUGUGUUCGGAUCUUACCAGUCUUUGCAGGCGAUUUGCCGUUCUGUUGUGUCUUGUUCUUGUUGGCCGCUGCGGCCUGCUGGUCCGACGCCGCCGACAAGGGAGGGGUCGCCAAACCCUUGCUGUUGGGCGACUCGCUACCCGGCUCCUCCGUGGACGGCUCCUCCUUGGGGCCCUCGCCGUCGCCGACAUUCUCCUUUUCACCGUCUCCCUUCUCGCCCCCUGCAGCUGCAGCAGCAGCAGCGGCCGCCCUUGCGGCAGCAUUCUGCUCCUGCCUCGCACGUUGGAACAUCGAGCCCUUUUGCUUCGGUGGAAUCUUGGGCUUCGCCGCCUUGGCGCCCUUCUUGCCCUUGCCAGUGGCUUGGGUGCUGGAGGUCUUGGGGGGAGCUGCCGGGCGUGAAGGCGCUGCUGUGCGAUUGGGAGAGGGUGAGCGGCUGGAUGAUGCGUUGUCCGAUGAGGGUGGUGGUUUGGAUGGAGGGGGAGGGGGAGGAGGGCGAGAUGGCAUGGAGGACGCUGGGGCCGGCUGGGAGGGACGGACUGUCGGAGACGCUGAAGAACACAAAGGCAGAUGAAUAGAGGGGUGGGUACGACACUCAGCAAGCCAAGGGGGUGUUUUGGUAUGUCUACUGUGUGUGUGUUUGCGCACCAGAGUCUGACGAGUCCUCGCUGCGAUAAGAGGCCUCAUGGGCACCACCGCCACCACGGCGGCCGCCGAACAAACCACUGAAGAACCCGGAGCCUCCAGCUCCUCCAUCACGACCAACACCAGCUCCUCCAUCACGACCAACAUUAUGACGCUGGACGACAGAAAAGGACAAAAAGAGAGACCACACAAACAGGGGAACAGAGUGAGAGUGAUGGAUGUGUUGUGUGUGUGUCUGUGGGACUCAGGGUGGCUGUGUCAGUGAGUGGGCAUACCCGCGCGCGCGCCCUCUCCUUGCGCUCCUCCUUGCGCUCCCGCCGCUCCUGAGCCCGCCGCUCACGGCGAGUCGGGCCACCGCCACCGCCACCGCCACCGAAGCCGAACGACCGGCCGCCACCGAAACCGCCACUGGCACCGAAACCACCACCGAAACCGAACGACCGGCCGCCACCGUCUGGCGGGAAGAUGAUGUUACCGUCCUGCACGAUAGCAACCAACACACACAGGGCAUCAGUGCACUCAUGCGGGUGAUUCGUGUGGGUGUGUGGCGCACCUCGUCGUAGACCGUUACACCGCCAGGGAAGGUGGCAAAGAUGUGGUCAAACAUGUCCUGAGAACACCCAGUACACACACAAUUACGCUCCCUUCAUCCAUUGUAUGUGUGUCGUGUCUGUGUGUUGCUGCUGGCUGUUGCUAUUGCUGUGUUGACUGUUGCUGUGGUGUUGCCCCCUGACCGUACCGUGUAGUAGUCGGCAUCCUCCUCCAUCUCGUCUUCCGAGGCGAUUUCGCCCGUGUCGUCGUAGUGGGCCCGCUUGCGCGGGUCUGACAGCACCUCAUACGCCGCACCCAACGCCUGGAACUUGGAAGUGGCGUCAGGGUCUUCUUGGUUCUUGUCAGGAUGAACGCGCUGCAUGCCAUGGACAGAAGGAAGGCACACACACGUGAACGAAGGCAUGCAGGGGCGAGUGCGUCAAGGAGGUCCCCAGGCCCUCAUGCCCUUUUUUGUGCCGUCAGGGCUUACCCGUGCUUCUCGGUGAUAUGCCUUCUUGAGUUGGGCUUCGGUUGCGUCGGGCUGCACCCCGAGGCGCUCAUAGAGGCCCUUGGGGUCCGACUCGGACAUCAUGAUGACCCAAUGGUGACUUGGGAGGCCGAGCGAUGCGACAACCGACUAAUGGUCGACACGUCAACACACAAAUUCGCUGAACGGGUCCGGGAAGGUCAACAUGCGGCUGCCAGGUGGAGGUAGGAAUCUCGUGACGGUAGGAAUUCCUACGAUCGGUGCCGUCUCACCAAGACCUCUCUCAACAGAAACACAGAGGACCCGUUGGACUCCUAGGCUCUCCGCACGCAAUUCGAAGCCGGUGUUAACGAGCU